Molecule: messenger RNA, 2728 nt
Organism: Dicrocoelium dendriticum
Lineage: Eukaryota; Metazoa; Platyhelminthes; Trematoda; Plagiorchiida; Dicrocoeliidae
Source: the annotation of a GenBank genome assembly
AGCAACGUUGCGGUUGUUUAAAUGUUUGCUCUUCCAUUGGUGGCAAUAUUCAUCCGAAAUUUUUGAUGUACUCUUUAUCUUCUCUCUUUCUUUGGUUUCUCUCUUGAUGGUCUUCUCCGGUGACCGGUAUUCCUAUAAUGUACGCUAAAUCCAAAGGAGCCGGAAUCCCUUCCGAUGCCCAAUCUAAAGAAAAAUUGGCUGUUUACGUGUACGAGUAUUUAAUCCAUAUCGGCGCACAAAAGACCGCUUCAUCUUUCUUACAGGAGAUCCAUUGGGAUAAACCCAUCAGCGUUAGUGAGCCACCUGGCUUUCUUCAUUCCUGGUGGAAUGUGUUCUGGGACCUAUACAGCGCUGCUCCUGAGCGUCGUGACACACACGAACACUCGAGUGAAGCAAAAGCAUUUCAUGAUUACGGAUUCGUGAAUUCAGGCUACCCUAAUGGAUUACCUCAUCCUAAUCAUCCAGUUAUGUCUGGCCCCGGUGGAGUCGGGGGACCUGGUGGCGGACCAGGAAUGCCUCCACCUCUAGGUCCUCCCGGCCCUGAUCCCGUUUCAAUGCGACAACGCCCUUCUGGCCCAACUCUCAUGCCCGGAGCUGGAUUGCCUCCCAACGCAGGACCUGGGCUUCAAGGUCCAUCGCCUCAUCAUCCCUCCAUGCGCUUUCAUCAGUCCGGGGCUGGUGGGUAUCUGGGCCCCCCGGUUGGGGGUAGCAUGAUUCCGCCGCAUGCUAAUCUUCUCCCCGGUGGGGGUCCUAUCCAUCCUAUGCACGGUGGCCCCAUGAUUCCACAGCAUCAUCAUCAUCCGGGUGCUAUGAUGGGUCAUCCCCGCCCUCGCUGGAUGGGCCCUUCAAUGGGACCCCAGCAGUCGUCACAACCAGGUGGCCCCUCUGGACCACCUCAACAGGGUGGCGGUCUUCCCGCAGUUUGUUCUGGAUCCGCGGGUCCCAAUUCAGUUUCGUCCGCGGGACCUGGUAGUGUUGGUCCCGGCUCAUGUGGUGGAGGCAGCAGUGGGAUAGCUCAAAGCCCUGGUCACCCCGGUACUCCCAACCCACACGUUCCGUCACAUUUGGCCGCCCCAAGUCCAAUCAACAGCCAGGGCAAUUGUCCCUCCGAUCACCAGCCCUCUGGCAACAGCCUAUCCGGACAUCCUCAUCAUCCAACCCCACCCCACUAUGUAGUUGGACAACCUCCGCCACAACAACAAACCCCACCCGCUUCAAAUGCCUGUUUGCCCCCAGAGUACAAUACCAGGCCUUCGCCUCAUUUGGUCUUCGGGAGUGGCGGCCCUGGCUCGACUCCCGAUGGUGGUAUGUUCGGAGCGGGACCUGGAGCCGGCGAUACUAUAAUGUUAAAUGGUAAUUCAAGCAAUCUACCCCCUCGAAGCAUUGGUAUGAUGCCCCCACCACCUCCAGAGUACUCAACCGGUAUGCCCUCAUCCGUUUCAGGGGGUUAUCCCUCUGGCCCGGAUUUAAAGGCAUCACCCUUGCACGGUGGUUCUAGUCUGGGAUCGGAUCUACUUGGUCCGUCAGGUGGACCUCCAUCCUUGAUGCCAUCAGACUAUCCUCCAUCAACUGGUCCUGGCGGAAAUGGUAAUGGCAUAAACUCGUCGAGCUUUGGCGGCACUCCGGAAUCUGUUAUGAUGAUGCCACCCCCUCAUCAACAGACUGGUCUUCUACAGCAGCAGCAUAUGGCUUGUGCAGGUGGUUCUCAGGGACAAGCCCCGCCACCACCGCAAUAUGUUCACUCAAGUUCUGGUGGCUCCUUACAAUCUGUGUGUGGCGGCUCAAAUCCAAGCCCCGCUGGAGGGCCUGGCUCCGUUCAGUUUCCGCAGGAAUAUUCAUUCGGUCAGAUAUCGUAGCGCCACCGCUCAGAGUAAUCAACAAAGAUGUGGCUUUCUUUUCGCUUUGGCUGAGUCGACUGCGGUGCGCUUCGCACAACAAGCCAACCGAUUUUGUCUUCAGUGCAGCCUCUGAUCCUUGAUUGCGGCUUCAGCGUAGUAUGCUUACCUGCACUGUCAACAGCAUUUGAUUCUCAAUGUAAAUCCCGUUUCUCUGCCCUCACACUUUUGCUGCUACCGCUAGUCUGGAACCCGGUUCAUACUAAUAUGACGUUUGAGGCUUGUGUAUACUCAUCCCAGUGAUAAUGGACUUGAUGGUGCUGCAUUCUUUGCGCCUCCAUUUACUGAUAUUGAAAAUUUUCCGAUGUACAUUUAGGUGUCCAUCUGUCCAUCCCUUCUAAAUUGCAUUUACACAUACAGUCGCUUUUGCAGCCAAUAGAUAACUCAAUUGAAUUUCUCACACUUCCAUCUCUGUCACCAUUUUCCAUGUUUUCUCACCUUUGUACACCUGAUAUUCUUUUUUGUGUUCCCUACUUACUUCAAACGACGUAUCCCGAAAGCUCUGCAGUAGUUCUCACGUGUUGCUUGAAAUGGUUUUACUUUACUGAUAAAUAUUGCUUUCCUUUCCGUGCCAUUGGAACAGUAACAUCACACUCGGUUGCGAUUUGAGUACUUUAACUUUUUUCAAUGGAUCGACACCAUUCGUGGGACCCAUCUAUGUUACCACCUUCUGCUUCAUUUAUCCGACCUCGACGACCCUUUAUUCGUACAUCAUAUUUCAUGGAAACGCUAGUCUUUUUCUCAAACUUUCGCUUCUGUAUCCACACAUGGGGAUCACAUGAACUUUUUGCUAGUGGAAGCUAAAUCCUAUAUAUAUUGUUCACGUACUGUUG